AUGAAGGAGUGGUGGGUGCAGGUGGGGCUGCUGAGCGUGACCCUCCUCGCCGUCUACCUGCCCAUCCCGCCCCCCCAGCUCUUCCCCGCUCUACUCUCCUGGCCCUCCUCAGAUUCAACCGGCGCCGUCGGCAGCUCUGACAUCGUCCUCCUCCUGGACGAGGAGGCAGACACGGGUGGUGGCUCAGCGCAGGGUGGGCAAUGCUCCGGAGGAGUUUCUGCUAUCUGGGAAGGGCUGACCCAGCGGUUUCACCGGGUGAUUGCUCUGGAUUUCGUAGGAUUCGGUUUCAGCGACAAGCCUAGGCCGCACCGCUACUCCAUCUUCGAGCAAGCCAGUAUCGUCGAGGCGCUGGUGCGUCACCUCGGCCUCCGCCACCAGAGGAUUAAUCUCCUGUCUCACGAUUACGGGGAUACGGUUGCACAGGAGCUGCUGCACAGAUAUGAGCACAAUAAAACUGGAAGCAUCUUCAUCAACAGCCUCUGUUUAUCCAAUGGAGGGAUUUUCCCCGAAACGCACUACCCCCGGUUCAUCCAGAAGAUCCUCAAGGAUGGGGGUUUGCUGUCCCCCAUCAUCACGCGGCUGAUGAACUUCUUUUUCUUCUCCAGAGGGCUUGGGGCAGUCUUUGGGCCCUACACGCAGCCUUCGCAGGCAGAAUACUGGGACAUGUGGACGGUGGUGCGGACCAACGACGGCAAUCUCGUUGUUGACAGUAUUUUGCAGUACAUAAACCAGAGAAGGAAGCACAGAGACCGCUGGGUUGGGGCUUUGAUGUCCACCUCUGUCCCACUGCAUCUAAUCUACGGGCCCCUGGACCCUGUGAAUCCGCACCCAGAGUUUCUUCAGCUUUACAAGAAGGUGCUCCCCAUGUCCACAGUGUCCGUGCUGGACGACCACAUUAGCCACUAUCCACAGCUGGAGGAUCCGACAGGCUUCCUGAAUGCGUAUUUGAACUUCAUCAACUCCUUCUGA
This is a messenger RNA of Cariama cristata (Red-legged seriema), 969 nucleotides long. It is a transcript of the gene MEST, whose product is annotated as mesoderm specific transcript. The transcript has 12 exons. Bases 1 to 969 code for a protein of 322 amino acids. The record is from RefSeq and is a predicted model, not a curated record. Lineage: Eukaryota; Metazoa; Chordata; Aves; Cariamiformes; Cariamidae.